Galeopterus variegatus (Sunda flying lemur) is the source of this 2334-nucleotide messenger RNA. RefSeq names its product secernin 3 (gene SCRN3). The transcript has 8 exons. The record is from RefSeq and is a predicted model, not a curated record. The coding region runs from base 98 to 1366 and encodes 422 amino acids. Lineage: Eukaryota; Metazoa; Chordata; Mammalia; Dermoptera; Cynocephalidae. Gene Ontology annotation, molecular function: dipeptidase activity; cysteine-type exopeptidase activity. Gene Ontology annotation, biological process: proteolysis.
GGUCAAAGGUGACAGCUUCCGGCAACUGAAGCUUCUGACGGCAGCUCCUCGCCCUUUCUCCCUGUCACUUCGGGUGGCUGGAAGGCCAGUUUAAAAAAUGGAACCUUGUUCCUGUGACACUUUCGUGGCAUUACCUCCAGCAACAUUUGAUAACAGGAUUAUUUUUGGAAAAAAUUCAGAUAGACUCUCUGAUGAAGUACAAGAGGUGGUUUAUUUUCCUGCUGCAGUUCAUGAUAACCUGGGAGAACAUCUUAAGUGUACUUAUAUAGAAAUUGAUCAAGUUCCUGAAACAUAUGCUGUUGUCCUUAGUCGCCCAGCUUGGUUGUGGGGGGCAGAAAUGGGAGCCAAUGAGCAUGGAGUUUGCAUUGGCAAUGAAGCUGUAUGGGGAAGAGAAGAAGUUUCUACUGAAGAAGCACUACUGGGCAUGGACCUUGUCAGACUUGGCCUUGAAAGAGCUGAUACAGCUGAAAAAGCCCUCAAUGUAAUUGUUGAUUUAUUAGAAAAAUAUGGCCAAGGUGGAAAUUGUACAGAGGAUACAAUGGCAUUUAGCUAUCACAACAGUUUCCUGAUAGCUGAUAGGAAUGAAGCCUGGAUUCUGGAGACUGCAGGGAAGUACUGGGCAGCAGAAAAAGUACAAGAGGGAGUUCGUAAUAUUUCUAAUCAGCUUUCUAUAACAACCAAGAUUGAUCAGGAACACCCAGGCAUGAGAAACUAUGCUAAGCAGAAAGGUUGGUGGGAUGGUAAAAAGGAGUUUGAUUUUGCUGCAACAUACUCUUAUCUUGACACAGCCACGAUGAUGACUUCAUCAGGCAGAUAUUGUGAAGGCUACAAGCUUCUGAAUAAACACAGAGGAAACAUAACUUUUGCAACAAUGAUGGAAAUUCUCCGAGAUAAACCAAGUGGUAUUAAUAUGGAGGGAGAAUUCCUGACCACUGCAAGCAUGGUUUCUAUUUUACCUCAAGACUCCAACCUUCCUUGCAUUCACUUUUUUACAGGGACUCCUGAUCCUGAGAGAUCUGUUUUUAAGCCUUUCAUAUUUGUGCCACAUAUUUCACAACUAUUGGAUACCAGUUCACCAACAUUUGAAUUUGAAGAUCCACUUAAAAAGAAUCCAGGCUUCAAGAUUAAGCCUGACAGAAGACACCCACUCUACCAAAACCAUCAACAGGCAUUGGAAGUAAUAGAAAAUAAUGAGGAAAAAGCCAAAACAAUGUUGGAUAACAUGAGGAAACUGGAGGAAGAACUAUUCAAAGAGAUGGAAUCAAUCCUUCAAAAUAAGCAUCUUGAUGUGGAUAAAAUCAUUAAUCUCUUUCCUCAGUGUACAAAAGAUGAAAUUAGAAUUUACAAGUCAAAUAUUGGUUCUUAGUGAUCAUAUAAAUGGUCAGCAAUCUUUCUCAAAGUCAGAAUCUAUUACCUUAGUAAGUGAUAAAAAACUAGUUUGAACAGAUCUGAUUAUUCUUUAAUAGCAUUCAAAUGAUGUCUUGACUAUUAAAAUGACAUAUAGUCUUGCUGAAAUACUGAGAAAGAAAACACUGGAAUUGGACACAUAUAUUAUGGGAUAGCCAAGUGUUACUUUAUGUGAUGGACUUGCAUUAUUUUUUUUAGCCACAGUAACUUUUUUGUCAUAAUAAUUAAGUAUUCAAUUCUGCAUAAAGUAUGAACCAUUAAAAUGAUGCAUGGAUUUAUGUUUAUCAUAAUUAUGUAGUACCCUCAAAUCAUUUUCUCAAUUACAUCAAGAAAGCAGAUUUUUCUUUAGUAAUGGAAAAUAUCUCAACUGGUGAGAUUUUUGUGCUUUUGGCAUUACCUAGCUCUAACAAAAAAAAUUUCUAGAUUUACACAUUAAAUCUUUGUCAUUACAGUGUAUUAAUUUUGCAACUGCACUUUUAUUAAACUCAAACAUGCUCUUUGUCAAGAGUUGGCUGACCAGUGAGCUUGUAGCUGUUAUUGUCCAGCAUUUUUUGAGGCCAUUCCCCUUUAUGGGCUUUUAUGUUAAGAUAUUUUUCAGAAGAGCUUGUCUGAGAGAUUAGAGAAUGGAAUAAGAGAACCAAGAGCUUAGGAGACACUGUUUCUGUGUGUCAAAUCUCUCUCAUCUUUUACUUCUGUUCAUUAUGAACAUUAUAAAUGAAUAUCUUCCCUAAGUUUAUAAAACUUUGUUAAAGUUACAAGAAAAUUACCAAGUAAGACUCAAAAUUGUAAAUAUAAGCUAAAAUCCAACUCAAAAUAACAUUUUUUGUUUCGAGAAAUGUCCAUUUUUGGUAUUUGACUAAUGUCCAUUUGGUAUUUGUUAUCAUUGCAAUUAGGAUUAUAAUAAAGAAGUGGGUCAUUAUAUUUAAA